UGUCUUCAUCCAACCACCAGACCAUCGAAUCCUAUCCUCACCCCUCCUCAUCCUCCUCCCAAACAAUCUAACCCGCCAAAAUGACCCCCGCAGGCCACAUCGGCCGCAACCACGCUCACCUGCGCUGGUCCAAGAACCUCGCCCCAGCCCAGACCAUCACCUCCGGAGAAACCAUCACCUUCGACGCCAUCGACAGCAGCAACGGUCAAAUCACGCCAGACUCAGACGUCCGCGCCCUCAGCGCCUUCGACAUCAGCAUCGCCAACCCGGUCUUCGGCCCCGUCUUCAUCGAGGACGCGCAGCCCGGCGACGCGCUGAAAGUCGAGAUCCUCGCCCUCGAAACCGCCUCCUGGGGCUGGUCCGCCGUGAUCCCCAACUUCGGGCUCCUCUCGUCCGACUUCCCGCACGCCAGCCUGCGCAUCUGGCACCUGGAUCGCACCACCCAGACCGCCACCCUCCCCGACAACGACCGCGUGCGUGUCCCCCUCCGCCCGUUCCUCGGCUGCAUGGGCCUCGCCCCGGCCUCGGACGCCGAUCUGUCCGUGAUCCCGCCGAACCCGGCGGGCGGGAACAUCGACUGCUGCGACCUGACGAUCGGGUCGGUCGUGUACCUGCCUGUGCAGACGGCGGGGGCGCUGUUCAGCUGCGGCGACGGCCACGCGGUGCAGGGCCACGGCGAGGUCUGCGGCACGGCUAUCGAGACGCCCAUCAAGGCGACGCUGCGGUUCGAGGUCUGCAAGGGCCAGGCGUGGGUGAAGACGCCGCACUACGAGAUCCCGGCCUCGGUGUCUGUGUCGGCGGGAAAUGCGGCGCUCAGUCAGUCGGGCCGGUAUGCGGCGACGGGGCUAGGGUCGGACCUCGUGGAGGCGUCGAAGGAGGCUGUUCGCAGUGUCAUCGAGUGGAUGGUCGCUACGAGGGGAUUGUCGCGCGUGGACGCCUACAUGCUGGCUAGCGUGGUGGGCAACCUGCAGAUCGUGGAGGCGGUUAAUAUGCCGAAGUAUUUGGUUUCGAUGGCGAUUCCGUUGGGGGUUUUUAUAGAUGCGUGAGUCCGAAUGGUUGGGGUGUUUCUUUUCUUUGGUUAGUUUUGGCGAUGGUAGAUACUGCAAUAUUUAAUGAACGAGGGUCUUGCUGGCAUUCGAGUAA
This is a messenger RNA of Aspergillus steynii IBT 23096, 1143 nucleotides long. Its product is annotated as acetamidase/formamidase family protein. The transcript has a single exon. Gene Ontology annotation, molecular function: hydrolase activity, acting on carbon-nitrogen (but not peptide) bonds, in linear amides. Lineage: Eukaryota; Fungi; Ascomycota; Eurotiomycetes; Eurotiales; Aspergillaceae. The coding region runs from base 81 to 1046 and encodes 321 amino acids. The record is from RefSeq and is a predicted model, not a curated record.